AUGGAGAAUGUUGAAGAACCAUCCCCGCCCCCGCCCCCGCUCCCGCCGCCAGCCGAGGCCGAACCCGUUGCGACCGUGGAGAGCUCGGAUAUGUCCAGCUCCGAAGAACAUGAUCCCUCCGAACGAAAGGUUGCCCCUCACAUCGUCGUGCGGUUGAUUCAGUGCUAUCGCUGCUCGAAACCCCUGCGCGCCCCAUGCCGAUUACCGUGCGGGAAUACUGUAUGUCGGGAAUGUUUGCCACCCGUCCGACCGCGCACGGGGAUCACGUACCCCGUGGCGCAGGGUAGAGAAGAGGGAUUUACAUGUUACUGGGAAGGUCAAGAUGGCUGCGUUGGCGAACAUUGCGUUGGAGACUGCGGUACUGAUGUGGUACUUUGCUUCGUGGUUGGGAUCUUCCAAGAGGAAUUGAUGGCGAGGCAGGAUGCCCGGAAUGCGCGCGAUGCGGAUGGCCGGGCUAUCUGUUGGAGGAAAGGUUCAAAAGAUUCAGAGCCUGCUUCAGAACAACAGAGCCUUCAUAUAGGUCAGCGGACAUGGCUCCAUGGCUUAUAUCAGGCGGUUUAUGAGGGCGACUUCCCUUACGAUGCCGUUGAUGUUGGUUAUGAAGAAGCCGGUGGUGAUUCUGGUGGAGCGUCGCUACCUCAAGCAUAUACCGAGGAAGAUCGCAGCUGCUUCCAACAAUUCAAGGAAAAGCUUCGGUGCGAACUAGACUGCCAGGUCUGCUAUGCUCUUAUACUUGAUCCUUUGACCUUGCCCUGUGGCCAUACCUUCUGUCGAACAUGUAUUGCUCGAGUGCUGGAUCACUCCGAUCUUUGUCCGAUAUGCCGCCGCAAACUUGGAAUGCCCACGUCCAUGCAAAAUGAGCCUAGAAACUGGGUACUCUCAAAGCUGAUUGACGAACUUUUCGCGGACCAGGUCGCAGCUAGGAGAGAAGCUGUCGCCCAAGAUGAACUGGGUGUGGACCAAGAUAAAAAGUUGCCGCUAUUCGUUUGCACUUUGUCAUUUCCUACCAUGCCAACAUUUUUGCACAUCUUUGAACCUCGAUAUCGACUUAUGAUACGGCGAGUUGUUGAGAGUGGGGAUGGCAAGUUUGGCAUGGUCAUGUAUAACCGCCGGGGCCGGCCACAAGCAGAUGAAAUCGGUGGUGUUCCAUUUAUGCAGUAUGGAACAUUGCUAAUGGUUGAGCGCUACGAGUUGUUGCCAGAUGGGCGCAGCCUUGUCAUUGCCACCGGAGUAUCACGAUUCAAAGUGCUGGAGGCCGGCAUGCUCGAUGGAUAUCAUGUGGCUAGAACUGAGCGCAUGGAUGAUAUCUCUUUAGCAGAAGAGGAAAGACUCGAGGCAAUGGAGACAGCGGCAAAUGCAAAUUUAGAUCCAUCCCCGGAUGGACUUGAUGUCGAAGCCCCAUUAGAGUCGAUGUCAACUCAAGAUCUGAUGCUGCUGACGCGGGAAUUCAUUCGUAAACAGCGCCAAACAGGCGCCCCGUGGCUACACCCGCGCGUUAUGUUAGCUUAUGGACCUGUUCCCACGGAUGCCGCCCGAUUUCCAUGGUGGUUCGCCAGUAUUCUACCCAUCGCCGAAGAGGAAAAGUAUCCCAUUCUGUCCGCGAUGAGCGUUAGGGAGCGACUGAAGAUCUGUGCGCGAUGGGCAAGGGAACUGGAGGCCCUAUCUUUCGGUGGCUCAACGCCUUUUCAGGAGACUAUACGACAGACAAGCAACCCCGAAGAACAACCAAGCACCAACGCAGAGAACUCAUCCCAGACUUAUAUCCCACAAACCCUCGUCAUGGGUGCGUUCCUGGCGAUAUUCCUUGCCCAGGUGGGUGUCAAUUUCCUACAGGUCCAACGCACAGGACGACGCCAGAGAAGACAGGCAAUGGAAUUACAGUUCCCACAACCUAUUCCUCCACAAACUCGGCCGCGAACAUGA
This is a messenger RNA of Penicillium longicatenatum, 1923 nucleotides long. RefSeq lists its product as uncharacterized. NCBI's taxonomy places the organism in Eukaryota, Fungi, Ascomycota, Eurotiomycetes, Eurotiales, Aspergillaceae. The record is from RefSeq and is a predicted model, not a curated record. The transcript is spliced from 2 exons. Bases 1 to 1923 code for a protein of 640 amino acids.